UUUUUUUUUUUUUUUUUUUUUUUGUGCCUUUUGGAUUGAAAGAAAGAGAUGGGUGCUAUGGCAAUGACACUGGUUGUAGCAACACUACUUGUGUUGUUAGGCACAAAUUCAGCAAUGGCUUGGGAUGGAGCUGGAGUGAUUCAUGUAAGUGGGAAAGUUAUGUGUCAGGAUUGCACCAAAGGCUAUAAUGAAUGGGUUAAUGGUUAUAGACCCAUUAAAGGAUGCAAGGUCUCCCUUACUUGUAUGGAUGACAGGAGAAGAGUGAGGCACUAUGUUAGUGAUACCACUGAUGAGCAAGGCCAAUUUGACAUGACUGUGAGCAAAUACAUAAAUGGAAAAAAAUUAAAUGAAAAAUUAUGCUCAGUAAGGCUUCUAUCAUCCCCAGAUCCUACAUGCAAUGUUCUUACUGAUUUUGCUGGUGGAAAAUCAGGAAUAAAGCUUAGGAGACCAACUUUCUUAUAUAGAGAUAUGGUUAAGUAUAUACUUAACCCAUUUUAUUUCACUACUCCUAUGUGUGAACAACCUGAUACUAGUGAAUCUGAUGGCUCCAAUGGAAGCAAUCAUUAUUGAGUUUCUUUUCUUUAAUUGUAAUAUUAAUACAUUGCUUUUGUUUUUCAUUUUGAUUAUGUAAGGCAUCUUCCUUGAUAAAAACAGAGGUUGGCCAUUCUGUAUUCAAAUGUGAUAGUAUAAUUUCUCCUUUC
Molecule: messenger RNA, 701 nt
Organism: Jatropha curcas
Lineage: Eukaryota; Viridiplantae; Streptophyta; Magnoliopsida; Malpighiales; Euphorbiaceae
Product: Pollen Ole e 1 allergen and extensin family protein
Cellular component (GO): cell periphery
Source: RefSeq, a predicted model, not a curated record